UUAGUUCCCUCCGCGGCCGAUAGGUGUCAGCACCGCCGCCCGUCGUUUGUAAACACACGAGACACUCCCUUCGCUUGCUUCCUGGCCCCCCCGAUCCCGUUUAUUUAUUACGCUUUUUUCGGCUGUUUCCCGACGCUGGCCCAGGUUGUGGCUCAAGUACUGGAACUUCAAUUCACUACUAAUAACAGUGCCAGUAUGAACUCUGAGCAUAUACACAGCAUUCUCAAAGACCCAAAGAUGUCUGCCCGAAACCAAGUUAUAACCCAACAAAUAAGACAAGAUUGGAUCAACAGGGAAUAUAUUGAGGUCAUUACUAGUAAUAUCAAAAGGAUAGCAGAGUUCCUGAAUAGCUUCGACAUGUCAUGCAGAUCUAAGCUGAGCCAGCUGAAUGAGAAACUGACGACAUUAGAGCGGAGAAUUGAGUACCUAGAGGCUAGGGUCACCAAAGGGGAAACACUAAAUUGAUCUUGGCUUUGUAAUCUUGCAUUGGAAAGAAUAUAUAUUGGUUUUGUAAUCUACUUGCAAUGGAAAGUAAGGAAAAUCUUUUGCUUUGUAUAGUCACUACUUUCAACAAGUAUCAUAAAUGCCACUAUUACAUGGUAAUGUGUACCUUAUUUUACUUUUAAGUAAGCAUUAUGGCCGCAUGCAAAAAUGUAUGUGAACAUUUCAUCAGUUUAGACAUUAACCAGCAUAUGGUCACAAAAGUUAUACAUAAUGAAAAAAAUUAUUAUUUUUUUGUGUCUUAAUGCUGGUACAUAACUUGAAAACCAUUAUACCAAAUAGUUUUAAUUUCCAAAGAAACUGUGAAACAAUUUUGUGUAUAUAUUGUUUCUUCUGUUAAGUGACCUAACUGGAAUUAAUAUGCAAAAAGAUAUGACCUACUAACACACUAUUCAUAAUACCUGGAUUCUAUAAGUAAUAUGAGUUUCCCCUUUUUCAUACAAAAAUCAAAGUAUUCAAUGGAUGCACCUAUUCUGGAAUCCAGUGGAUAAAGCAAUGGAAUAUGUUCAUUUGUCUUAUUUGCUGGGAAAGCCUUCACCUAUUCUAUCAAAUUAUACAUGUAUUCACUUUUAAUUACUGUUCAUAUUUCCUACCUAAGUAUAUAACGGUACUUCUUUGUAAUAAAUACCCAUAAAAC
Penaeus chinensis is the source of this 1138-nucleotide messenger RNA. It is a transcript of the gene HSPC300, whose product is annotated as probable protein BRICK1-B. Gene Ontology annotation, biological process: cell motility; regulation of actin polymerization or depolymerization; actin filament organization. Gene Ontology annotation, molecular function: protein-containing complex binding. The record is from RefSeq and is a predicted model, not a curated record. Bases 196 to 465 code for a protein of 89 amino acids. The transcript has 4 exons. NCBI's taxonomy places the organism in Eukaryota, Metazoa, Arthropoda, Malacostraca, Decapoda, Penaeidae. Gene Ontology annotation, cellular component: SCAR complex; WASH complex.